CUCCAACUGGGAGCGCGCGACGAUGGCGGCCGCCGGGGCAGCUUUAGAGCCGUUGGUGACGGGUCUGUACGACGUGCAGGCUUUCAAGUUUGGCAACUUCGUGCUGAAGAGCGGGCUCUCCUCCCCAGUCUACAUCGAUCUGCGGGGCAUCGUGUCUCGACCGCGUCUUCUGACCCAGGUUGCAGAUAUUUUAUUCCAAACUGCCCAAAAUGCGGGGAUCAGUUUUGAUACUGUGUGCGGAGUACCUUACACAGCUUUGCCAUUGGCUACAGUUAUCUGUUCAACCAAUCAAAUUCCAAUGCUUAUUAGAAGGAAAGAAACAAAGGAUUAUGGUACUAAACGUCUUGUAGAAGGAGCUGUUAAUCCAGGAGAAACCUGUUUAAUCAUUGAAGAUGUUGUCACCAGUGGAUCUAGUAUUUUGGAAACUGUUGAGGUCCUUCAGAAAGAGGGCUUGAAGGUCACCGAUGCCAUAGUGCUCUUGGACAGAGAACAGGGAGGCAAGGACAAGUUGCAGGCGCACGGGAUCCGUCUCCACUCAGUGUGUACAUUGUCCAACAUUCUGGAGAUUCUCCAGCAGCAGAAAAAAAUUGAUGCUGAGAUGGUCAAGAGAGUGAAGAGAUUUAUUCAGGAGAAUGUUUUUGUGGAAGCUAAUCAGAAUGGUUUUCUCCCUUUGGUAAAGAAAGUACCCAAAGAACUCAGCUUUGGUGUACGUGCAGAGCUGCCCAGGAUCCACCCCAUUGCAUCAAAGCUUCUCAGGCUUAUGCAAAAGAAGGAGACCAAUCUAUGUCUAUCUGCUGAUGUUUCAGAGGCCAGAGAGCUGUUGCAGCUAGCAGAUGCUUUAGGACCCAGCAUCUGCAUGCUCAAGACUCACGUGGAUAUUCUGGAUGAUUUUACUCUGGAUGUGAUGAAGGAGCUAACAACUCUGGCAAAACGCCAUGAGUUCUUACUGUUUGAAGACCGGAAGUUUGCAGAUAUAGGAAACACAGUAAAAAAGCAGUAUGAAGGUGGUGUCUUUAAAAUAGCUUCCUGGGCAGAUCUAGUAAAUGCUCACGUGGUGCCAGGCUCAGGAGUUGUGAAAGGCCUGCGAGAGGUGGGCCUGCCUCUGCAUCGGGGGUGCCUGCUCAUUGCGGAAAUGAGCUCUGCUGGCUCCCUGGCCACGGGGAGUUACACUGCAGCAGCGAUUAGAAUGGCUGAAGAGCAUUCUGAAUUUGUGGUUGGUUUUAUUUCUGGCUCCCGAGUAAGCAUGAAGCCAGAAUUUCUUCACUUGACUCCAGGAGUUCAAUUAGAAGCAGGAGGGGAUAAUCUUGGCCAACAGUACAACAGCCCACAAGAAGUUAUCGGCAAGCGAGGUUCUGAUAUCAUCAUUGUAGGUCGGGGCAUAAUAUCAGCAGCUAAUCGUCUGGAAGCAGCCAAGAUGUACCGAAAAGCUGCUUGGGAAGCUUAUUUGAGUAGACUUGAUGUUUGAGUGCCUCAGAUACAUUUUUGUGAAGGCACUGAAGAUAACAUGAUCUCCUGAAUGCCACUGGCUUGUAAUAACCAGCAGCCUUUAAUAUCACUUGGGUUCUUCUACAGGGCUUGUAUGCGAAUGACUUCUGAACUUAUUGUGCUCUUUAUGAAAUAUUGAAUGGCUUGUAAUCACUGCAUUGUUACUAUAAUUUCAUUUUCAAGCUUG
Galeopterus variegatus (Sunda flying lemur) is the source of this 1672-nucleotide messenger RNA. It is a transcript of the gene UMPS, whose product is annotated as uridine monophosphate synthetase. Lineage: Eukaryota; Metazoa; Chordata; Mammalia; Dermoptera; Cynocephalidae. Gene Ontology annotation, molecular function: orotidine-5'-phosphate decarboxylase activity; orotate phosphoribosyltransferase activity. Gene Ontology annotation, biological process: 'de novo' UMP biosynthetic process; 'de novo' pyrimidine nucleobase biosynthetic process. The record is from RefSeq and is a predicted model, not a curated record. The transcript is spliced from 6 exons. The coding region runs from base 23 to 1465 and encodes 480 amino acids.